This is a messenger RNA of Fonsecaea multimorphosa CBS 102226, 1050 nucleotides long. RefSeq lists its product as uncharacterized. The record is from RefSeq and is a predicted model, not a curated record. NCBI's taxonomy places the organism in Eukaryota, Fungi, Ascomycota, Eurotiomycetes, Chaetothyriales, Herpotrichiellaceae. The transcript is spliced from 3 exons. The coding region runs from base 1 to 1050 and encodes 349 amino acids.
AUGGAAACAAUUCGAAUGGGUAUUCCACGUGCAGCAUCUGGCAUCAUUCCAGAGUAUGCUCUUUGCGGUAUUGAGGCGCGAGGAGUCAUGGAGUGGUGGAAGCCGUUCCGGCAGGCGUUCCCCGGAGUGCGCUCACUCCCCAACAAGAAAGAGAAGCAACCGAGGAAGAAAUACACACCGGAAGAUGUAAUUUUUCGCGAAGAUUUCCUUGCAAGAGAAUUUGACAUGGCAAUAAGCACGGAGCACACCGCAGCACUGAAGAAGUCGUCAGACGCCAAAGCCAUGCCAACGGCCCAACAGACAGUCUCGGGCCCUGGAGACGUUGCCGAAACGGCUGAGGGGAUCGUCCUAGCAGCCCAGCAUAUCACCCAAACAAGCAAGCUCUCAAUUGAGUCGCAGUGUAUCACGCACAACUUCGAUGAUGAUGACAACAGCCAGGUGAUCAUGAUUCUUGCGACGCAGCCAGCACUAGAAAAUCCCACAUCAGGCACCGUUCCCGCAGACUCAUACAUGGCAACUACCAACGCAGCUGCCAACACCAUCAAUAAAGCAGCAGCCGCUGGGACCACGACCACCUCGACUGGCGACUCCGUGGAUCCGCAGGUCCUCAGCAUCUUAGUGAUGCUCAGCAAAGAGAUGCUUAACAAUAUUGUGAAGAAGACCAGGAGCAAACAGGUGUUGAAGGCACAGGGAGGGAAUGGGAAUGAAGCUGACGGCGAGGGCCACAAGGCUGAUGACGAACAUGGAUGGACACACCUGAGCAACGAAUGUGUUCACGAUGAUGAGUUGUCCACAUGGCGUUCGAAGAGAUCUGUCCUUUUGGUGAUUCUCAGCCGUAGAAGACGAGGAGGUGUGCUCGGCACGUAUGAGAUAUUGCGGCUGGUUCUCGGGUCAUGCUGGGAACAGACAGCGACGGCUCGGGUCCACUUAUACCUCGUACUCGGUACCGAGCACUCGGUACGCUUGACGGAUGCACCUGGGCCACUUCCCCGAGAGGUAGCGGCAUGGUCGCGGCUGAUCGACCUGUCAGGCCGGGGGAUCUGCCGUUGA